Molecule: messenger RNA, 1371 nt
Organism: Cyprinodon tularosa
Lineage: Eukaryota; Metazoa; Chordata; Actinopteri; Cyprinodontiformes; Cyprinodontidae
Product: gastrula zinc finger protein XlCGF8.2DB-like
Exons: 2
Coding region: 195-1199 (334 amino acids)
Cellular component (GO): nucleus
Source: RefSeq, a predicted model, not a curated record
UCAGCAGGAUCCCCCAGAUCAUCUUACACCGGAUAGACCGCCUGCAGGAUUAUGUUGGAAAAGAGGAGGAAUUCUCUGACCAGCAGCUCUGUGGACAGGAGAGGAAAGCCAGUUUGGACCAAGAGGAAUCGGAACAUCCGCAGAUUAAAGAAGAGCAUCAAAAGCCAGAACAUCCCUGGACAAAAGAGGAAACCAUGGAGCUCCCCAUAAGUGAGCAGAAAGAGCAGCUUGUUCUGAUGCACGAGAUUAAAGAUACAAGAGAGAAACCUUUCCCAUGUUUGACAUGUGGAGAAAACUUUCUUAAAAAAGAGCAUUUAUUGGUUCAAACGAGAACUCACACAGGUCAGAGGUUUUAUUGUCUGUCCUGUGGAAAAUUUUUCACAAAGAAAUCUUGUCUUGAUACACAUAUGAUAAUUCACACUGGUGAGAAGCCUUUUUCCUGUACCAUUUGUUACAAGAAUUUUACUCAAAAGAGUAAUUUGACUACUCACAUGAGAAUUCACACAGGUGAGAAGCCUUUUGAAUGUCUGUCCUGUGGAAAAAGCUUCACUAAUAAAUCUCAUCUUGAUACACACAUCAGAAUUCACACAGAUGAGAAGCCCUUUAAAUGUCUGUCCUGUGGAAAAAGCUUCACUAACAAAUCUAAUCUUGAUAAACACAUCAGAAUUCACACAGAUGAGAAGCCUUUUUGCUGUAACAUUUGUAACAAGAAAUUUACUCAGAAGGGUAGUUUGACUUCUCACAUGAGAAUUCACACUGGUGAGAAGCCUUUUUCUUGUAACAUUUGUAACAACAAAUUUAAUCAAAAGAGUAGUUUGACUUCUCACAUGAGAAUUCACACAGGUGAGAAGCCUUUUGAAUGUCUGUCCUGUGGAAAAAGCUUCACUAACAAAUUUAAUCUUGUUACACACAUCAGAGUUCACACUGGUGAGAAGCCUUUUUCUUGUACCAUUUGUAACACUAAAUUUAAUCAGAAGAGUAGUUUGACUUUUCACAUGAGAAUUCACAAAGGUGAGAAGCCUUUUGAAUGUCUGUCCUGUGGAAAAGGCUUCAAUGACAAAUCUAAUCUUGAUAAACACAUCAGAAUUCACACUGGUGAGAAGCCUUUUUCUUGUACCAUUUGUAACGAUAAAUUUACUCAAAAGAGUAAUUUGACUACUCACAUGAAAAUUCACACAGGUGUGAAGCCCUUUGAAUAAGUCACAGCAGCUAGAUGCCACAGGAAUGAAAUGUAGAGGUGUUUACCAUGUUUGACUGGUGAUAAAAUGUCCAUCUAGAAACUCCUUCACCUCAUUACAUGAGAAACUCACGAGUCAAAGUCCUUUUUUUGAGGCAAGUUUUGAGAAAGCCAUUAAUUAACAGCUCUGUUUA